Cylindrotheca closterium is the source of this 1026-nucleotide messenger RNA. Lineage: Eukaryota; Bacillariophyta; Bacillariophyceae; Bacillariales; Bacillariaceae. The record is from the annotation of a GenBank genome assembly.
AUGAAAAUCCCCAAUUGGAUUGACGCCCAGGCUGCAGUUGAAUGCAUUACCGUGAAUUGCUAUGCUAUGAUGGUAGAUGAAAAAACAAAGGGUUGUUUCAGGUUGCAUAAGCUAGAUAAUGGGCGGGAGGAGACACCAGUGACAACUAAAAACAUCGCUGUUGCGUCCUCAUAUGGCGCAAUUUCUAGCAUCCUGUUGGCCAUGGUGUCACAAGCCUUGGUUACUCAUAAAGAUGAGAAGGGAGCAUUUUCAUUUCAGAUUGGAGCACAGCCCAAAUGGAAUGCCCGAGGACUAGAUCGUAAUGCGAUAUCUAAGAUGUUCGACGAGCACAAGCACAAAAGUUUGCUGUCUUUCUAUUUGGGAAAUCAAGGAACAAAGGAACGAGAGGACCACGAAUUCACUCGGGUGCCAUAUGCAACCAAAGGAAAAUUUGAAGAGAAAGAGGCCCUGGUAAUGCCAUGGGGUGACAAGUUAGCCUCUCAAGGAUGGAAGGAGUGCAAUGCUGAGUCCUAUGCAUUAAUGGCCAAACUUAAUACUGCCGAACUUGACAAAGCUGGGGUUGCCAUGUCGUUGUCUGAAAUCCUCAAUGGAAUAUCAGAAAAAUAUAAAGGCCUCACCACCAAAGAAAGUAUCCAAACAUUUGUUGCCAAGCUGUUGGAACUUUCGCCAAUCGAUCAUUGGUCUACUGGAGCACUGAAUUGGGAGUGCAUUCAUGAUCUUGUUUUCAUAGCAAAGGUCCUUUGGGUUGGUUUGGAAUUGCCAUCUUUUGCAGCAAUUGGAGGCCGGCACCGGCUUUUCACGUUGUGUCAUCUUUUUCUUGGUUGGAAAGCCACCACCAAUGGCAGCACACACGAAUGCUUAGAAGCAAAACUUCCAAAUACUCUAAUUUGGUACCAAGCUCCAAUACAAAUUGUGGUGAGAGAUGAAGGCCUUUUGCGCAGUUUCCGUCUCCAACUACAGGACCAAACUAAGCAUACAAUCCCCAUAAAUCUUGGUAACUUUAUGAUGGAGACGACACCAAUUUGA